AUGUCGUCGCCGGUCAUUAUGGCUCAACGCUUGCAGCAGCAGCAUCUUCAGCGGCAGCGACAGCAGCAGCAGCAGCAGCAACAACAACAGGCUGGUACGAAGCGACCGAGGAGCGAGCAGCAGGCGCAGACAGCCAACGGCGGGCAGGCCAAGGCUCCCACGGAAUCCGCGGCUCGAGGAGGGAAGGGGGCGGGGAGUGGGCAUGCGUUCGCGGCCAAGGAAGGAACAGGAGGCGGUAGCAGUGCCAGCAGCGACUUCUUCAGGGCUAGGUACAAGCGCCAGAACGUGGGCAGGGGGGUGGGAGCGCUAGCGCCAGGUUGGGCCGCUGCCCUCGAAGGGUCUCAAGAAGGCAGCGGGGGCGGAGCGAGGGCGAGGGAGGUGCUGACGCCCGCGGAGAACAGCCUGCUGAAGACGCUCGGGGAUGCCGUGGCGGGGGGCGAGGGAGCGGGCGCCAGGGGGGGGGUUGCCGGCGCGGCGGGGUUAGAUCGCCUGAUGCGGGUCAUGAUUAACGCGCCCGAUCGAGAAGCCCGAGCGCUGUGCUUGGAGCUCCUGCUGCGCAGCAAGGGCGACGAGGAGGUGAUGAAGGCGUUCGUGGAGAGGAGGGGGCUUAUGUUCAUCAAGGGGUGGCUGGCGGAGGAGACAAAGUCCAUCAACAUGAUGAAGCUUCUGCUCACUGUGGCGAAGGUUCUGCCUGUCACCUACUCAAGCCUAAUGCAGUCCGACGCGGGGAAGGCAUUGAAAGCACUCAACAAGCACGCCGACUCCGACAUACGGAAGCAGGCGAAGGCAGUCAUCUCCCACUGGAGGACGGCUUUGGUGAGCGACAAGGGCGAGAUCGCCAAGCAUCGGAAGCAGCUCGAUGAUCUGCACGAUAAGCUGAAAGCGAAGCAGGAUGCCGAGAAGAAGGCCAAGGCGGAGUUGGCGGACGCCGAGAAGCGGCGGCGAGACCUGGCCCGGGCGCAGAGCAGGCCCCCUAACGGCGUCGGAGGCUCCCCAAUCACGGCACCUCCCCCCACGGUCCUUUACACGCGCGCCUCCUCUUCGAACUCCAUGGAUUCCGACGCAGCAGGGGGGGGUAGUAGUAGUAAUAGCACUCCAGCAGCGAAGGGGGUCUCCGCGGCGUCGAAGCCGGGCAGGGACCCCCCAGCCGCCGCUGCUGACAGCAGCGGCGCACCAGGGACCGGGAGCAAGUCGAAGAGCGCGGCGGCGGCGGCGGCUGGCGUUGGGUCUCCCGCAGGUGCCGGUGCUUCCGAGACAGGUGCCGCUGCCGGGGCCGCGGCGGGCGGGGCCGCAAGGUACUUUGUCGGCAGGAAGUUGGCCGGCAGGGGGCCUGGUGGCAGAGUAAGGCGGCCUACGGUGGCGUUCAGCGGCACGCCCGCGGGGCAAGGGACGGGCAAGGGCGACAGGGGUGGAGCUCCUGCUGCUGGGCCUGGAGGGGCGGGUUCAGCGGGACGAGGAGACGCCGCCGGCGGUAGCGGCGGAAUCUUGAAGGUCACCGCUGUAUCGACGGCGGCGACAGCGGGAGGCCAAGACGGAACCGCAGCCGGCGGAGCCGCCGCCACCGAUGGUGCAGGAGCGAGCGCGGCGGCAGUAGGGGGGGCGGAGGGUGAGUCGGUGGGGGCGGAGGGAUCGUCGUUGUCGGGGGCUACGGCGGCGUCGGCACCGGCCGCUUCGAGGUCAGCGGGCAUCGGCUCGGGACCGCCGCCGAUCGUGUCUUUGGACGAGAUGGCACGGGCGGAGUCGGAGGAAAAGAAGCGGCUUCGGAAGGCCAAGCCCGCCGGGAAGAAGGUCGGGUGGGCGGACCGGGCGGGACGAACUCUCCAGGUGGUAAAGGAAUUCCACUCGGAGGACGCGGCCACCGCUGUCUCGGAGACGCCGCAGGAGUCCGACUCGGUCGUGGCGGCCACCAUGGCAAGCCACCACGCCGGACACAGGCACUGGGCGGAGCGCGUGAAGCGCGAGCGGGAGAUGGAGCGCAAGUUCCACGGGAAGAGCGGCGGCCGCAGCAAGGGCAAGUCGGACCACGGCAGGGCUAGCGCUGGGGACGAGGAGGAAGAGGAAGCGGGGGAGGUAGCGGACGCGGAAGCAUCGACGGCGGCGGCAGCGGCGGCGGGCAGGAAGAAGAGGAAGCCGAUGGUCACCGCCGUACCGUGGAGAAGGCCGGGCCCGUACGAGAAGGGCGUGGUGCACGAGGACGUGCUGCAGCUGGAGGUAGAGUCGAGCGAGGCCGAGAGCCAGGGGGCGAGAACCAGGGCCGGGCUGGAGCAGGUGUACCUGUCGAGCGGGGACAUCCCGUCCACGCCGGCGGAGCCGGACGCCGCUUCGUUCCUUCCAGUCGACGAAGUUCAAAUGUACAAGAUCCCGUUCUACAUGGAGUCCGAGCUGGAGCAGAUGCAGGCGGAAGCACUGAAGGAGCAACAACAGCAGCAGGCACCAGCCAACCAGCCUGGGCCGGUCAAGGUGACUCUCCAGCAAGUGAGGGCGCUCGACGACGCGCUCGCGAGCGUCGACCCCCACGCCGCGACGGCCCUGCGGAGCCGUUUUGCCUCGGAGCCCCGGCUCCUCUCGGCGCUGCUUGCCCCCGAGGGGCGGGUCAACAACGCGCUGCUCCGGUCGAUGUCGCAGCAGGCCCUCAGCACCCCGUCCAACGUCCACCUCACGCUGCCCGCCGGAGUGCCGACGCUUCAGGCAUCGCCGUCGUACGCUCCUGGUCCCCCGCAGCAGCUUCCCCCGCCGCCGCCGCCGCCCCGCCCGGUCCAACAGCAGCCUCCCUCGUCGUACGCGGUGCCGGUGGUCGACACCACCGGCGCACCGCAGCAGCAGCAGCAGCUGCCACCGGCGGGGACGGUGGCAGCGGCGGCGGCGGCGGGCGCGCCGCCGCCCCAGCAGUACGCGCCGGGGGUGGCCACCGCGGGGGCAACUGCCGCCGCCGCCGCCGCCGCUCCCGUCGUCUUGGGGGGGCUGCCGCCCCCCCCGCCCGCGUACCUAGCGGCGCAGGCGGUGGCGCCGUUGAUGGCCACCAGCAACCCCCUCGCGCCGCCCCCUCAGCAAGCCGGGUACUACGCUGUUGCCGGCGCUCCGGCGGCGAGCGGGUCUACUGCGCCUCAGCAGCAGGGCCUCGGCUUCCCGCCGCCGCCGCCCCCGCCGCCCCCGCCGCCCCAAGCGGUGGCUUACCCAGGGCAGACCCUCGUUCCGGUCCCCGCGGGGGGGGCCAUGCAGGCGGCGGGGGGAGGGGCGCCGCACGAGGGACGAUGCCUGGGACCAGAGCGGGAGGGGAGGGCGGUGGGAGAGGGACGGCGGGAGAGGGGGCAGAGGGGGCAGGGGCGGCAGGGGCGGGNGGGUGAUAGGGUGGGGCGCGGAGGCAGGGGAGCCGGGGAGGGGAGCCUCAAGUACGACGGGAAGGGCCGGGUGAAGUCGGACUACUGUCGCUACUACAAUGCCAAGACGCAGAUCUGCUCGAACGACCCGUGUCGGUUCAUCCACGACAUCAACCACGUGCCGGAGGACACGAGGGGCACCCGCCCGGGCGGCAGACCGUACUCGUCUUUCGACCGAGAUAGCAGAGACCACCACCGUGACAGGGGAGGGGAUCACCGGGGGGAUCGCGACAGGCGGUCUGACCGUCGAGACAGGGACAGAGACAGGGACCGGGACAGGGACCGAGAUUCGGACCGGGGGGAGCGGGGCAGCAGCGGCAGCAGCAGGCGAGGCGGCGAGCGGGAGGGUAGGGACGCGGGGGACAAGGGUGAUGGGGGUGGGGGGAAGGGCGACGGCAGAGAGAGGCCCGCCUCCUCCUCAAAAGAGGGCGGCGGGGGUGACGACAAGAAGCGCCCGCGGUAUCGAUGAUGAGAUGACGAACAUGACAACAAAAAACGAAAGUUUCUCAUGAAAGUAGAAGAUGGAACUUUUCGGUCACGAAAGACAGGCGCGUUUGUUGGCUUCUCGCGCUGGCAGUUUCGUUCGUUUUCUUGGUGUUCCCGCUCUCCUUGUCGUAUUUCGACCCGCUCGGCCCCCGUGGUGAUGGCGGUGGUCGGUUCGUUGUCAGAAGGGGUGGGUGGGGGUCAGGCGAGGGCGACUGCUGUAGCCGCUGGUGCUGUAUGUGAGAGGAUGAUAGUUAUAACCCUUGCCGUGUGGCACUGGCGAUGCCCUCUGCGACCAAGGCCCGACACCCAGACCAGACCGUUGCCGCUCGAGUGUGUUGCUGGCGAUGAGGUCAGGGGGGAUAGACCUUGCGGCCAUCAUUCCCCGCACCUUGUAGACGGCUCUGCUUUGUUGUCUUUUUGUCUCCAGCGCUGACCGCAUUGCCAAAAAAGACGACAACAAAGACAUCAACAGUUGAGUGGACGCAGCGCCGCGAUGUUGUCGAGCACACAGCAAGCGUGCUUUGUUUUUGGAAGCAUCGUCGGGGGGUAACGCAGGGAACUUCUGAUCCCCCCCCUCCGGCACCUGAAUGAAAGGGCACUGCUGCUGUGAUGAUGCUGACCUACACGCAGAUCAUGGCGAGGGAUCAUUGGAACGCGUUUCUUUCAACAUUGAUCUCACACCAUCGAGGCAGGUCUGAAAACAAGCACCAUUUUGCACACACAUGCACAAGGAGGCGUACUUUGCGCUGUUCGUUUCAUUUGUGUUUUUGUUACUUUUUUUGCCGAACGGCGGGCUGCCGGUCGACGGGCCAUGAAUCAUGGAACUCCCCCCCAAUGUGUCGCAUCUACUGAUGAUACGACGGAUGACGUGGGGAGCGCAAGGUUUUGUGCCCAUGUACUUCCAUAUGAUGCGAACGUAGAUGGUCAUGUUAGGUGGUGUUGCUUCUGCUGAUACUGCUGCUUCUUCUCCGAUGCAGCAUGCACAUGCAUGUGUAUCCACGUGAGAAAGGUAUCAGCGGGCGUGCGGUCCUAAAUAUGUUUUGUUCAGUCGGCUGGAACGAAGAGCACCCUUUCGAUGCGACCCAAAGCCGAAGAGAACAAGCACGUACACGGUCCAUGUUCUCUGGAAUUGCCCUCUCGGCCUUGUCCUGUGUCAGUUGUUUUUACACCAACAUGGGACUUCGCCGCAAGCGGCUCUUCUUCCAGCCCGGUGCGGGGUAGAGUACACUACCAGGGAAGGGGGGAGGGGUGGCGGUGUUGAUGAUGUAUUGCUAUGCAUAUGAGAGCGACGCGACUCGGCGUGUAUGUCUUCGCGAAAGGCGUUGCAUGUGUAUGAACGACAAAUGAUGAAGUUUGGCGGCUGGUUUGGUUGCCGACGGAAGUCGGCUUUUCCCUACGGUUCGUUCGCCACAGAAAACACACGCCGACGAGAAUUGGUUGCCUUGUCAUGUUGGAAUUGGACUUUAUUGCGCGGGGGGUGAGGGGGGGUGGGGGUCGCGGACGGGGAACAAGUAGACGAGAAUGUUGGUGAUAGUCUAUGAGUUAUGUGCACAAUGCCGGGUCGGUUGGUUCAACUGGAAGCACACAUUGAACUGGUUUCAUCCUGCACGACGAUGAUGAUGAUAUAUGUUGCAUUCAGCGGGCUCGAAGGACUGCCGAAGAUAACUUCUGUGUUCGAGGUAGGAUUGCUCGUCGGUUAGGUAGCCUGUGUCUUGUCCGCCUUUAUUUACCCAGAUAGUAAAUGGCGUUUUUUUUUGUCGCGAGGGGCACCAGAAGAUCUGGGGCGUUGGAUGGGGGGGAUCGUGUGGGUUGUUUGCUGUUCGUGCCAAAGCUGUGUAUAUUCUACUUGUUUGUCGGAUGGGCCGUACGUACGUACGUACGUACGUACGGCUAUCUUUCUUUGCUUUUGUCCUUGCCAGAUGUCGGGCGGAGAGGGGUGGAUGGCGAGCUAUUGUACACUGAUGAUGAUGGCUGUCGUCUCAAGCAAGAUCCGUGACCCUCACAUCCAUCCCCAUGAACGGUGAUGAUGACGAUACCAACAUUGCUCGUUGACCGUAUCAAGACAGAGGGGUGGUACGUCGCCUAUGGACAAGGAGGCGUGCCGAUUAUCAUCAUGUCGUGGUGGCAGUCAGCGGUGCCGCAAGCAUCUGUUCGCGGUGUGGCAAACUGGCAUUGCCGGGUUGGGUUCUGUCGGGAUGCAUGUUAUACUGAUUGGUUUUUGGGUCGCAAGGAAAUUGUCCUGCAGAGGGUCCACGUUGCGUUG
This is a messenger RNA of Ectocarpus sp. CCAP 1310/34, 6126 nucleotides long. The record is from the annotation of a GenBank genome assembly. Lineage: Eukaryota; Phaeophyceae; Ectocarpales; Ectocarpaceae.